CAUUUAUUCACAGCCAACUAAGUCAAGUAGAAAGCUUGCUUGUCUUUUGCAAAAAAAAAAAAAAAAAACACUUUGAAUAAAAACAUUUUUAAAAAAGAAAAAAAAUGGUUUCUAAUCACUGGGCUUUUGCUUUUGGUGUCCUUGGAAAUAUUGUCUCGUUCAUUGUGUUCCUUUCUCCAAUACCAACGUUCUAUAACAUUUACAAGAAGAAAUCUACAGAAGGUUACCAAUCAAUUCCAUAUGUGGUUGCACUCUUUAGUUCGAUGCUUUGGAUAUACUAUGCACUUUUGAAAUCCAACAUGCCCCUACUCAUUACAAUUAACUCCUUUGGUAUGUUCAUUGAGACUAUCUACGUUGGUCUCUACCUUCUCUACGCACCAAAGAAAGCCAGGGUCCAAACUAUAAAAAUGCUCAUGUUAUCAGUGGUCGGUGGAUUUGGUGCAAUAGUGCUAGUUACUGAAUUUCUAUUCAAAGGAGUUGUUCGUGGACAAGUUGUUGGAUGGAUUUGCCUUAUUUUCUCAUUAUGUGUAUUUGUUGCACCCUUAGGCAUUGUGAGAAAAGUCAUCAAAACAAAGAGUGUGGAAUACAUGCCAUUACUUCUAUCAGUUUUCCUCACAUUAAGUGCUGUUAUGUGGUUCUUCUAUGGUCUCUUACUAAAAGAUAUUAACAUUGCUGCUCCAAAUGUAUUGGGAUUCAUCUUUGGUAUACUCCAAAUUGUGUUGUAUGCAAUAUACAGCAAAAAAGAGAAGGUCAUUCUAAAGGAACAGAAACUUCCAGAAAUACAAACUCCAGCAGUAAUUGUGAAGAAUGAGAAUAUGAUGAAUACUAAUAAGAAGCUUCCAGAACUCACACAAGAACAAAUAAUUGACAUAGUGAAACUUGGUUUACUCGUUUGCUCAGAUAAAACACAGGUUGCCACGUGUCCAAAUGAUACUAAUUGUGGAGUUAAAAACACUAACAAUAAUGUAGUAAACAUGCCUAAGCUGCAAACUGUGGCUUAAUUUGGGACUAAUCUCAGAUUAAUUGUCAUUUCUUUUGAGUUAAUUUCCUAAUUCUAGCUUUAUCUUGUUACGUACUCAAAAAGAUAAAAUCAAUAAUAAUAAGCUUUUAUCCAA
Molecule: messenger RNA, 1115 nt
Organism: Solanum pennellii
Lineage: Eukaryota; Viridiplantae; Streptophyta; Magnoliopsida; Solanales; Solanaceae
Product: bidirectional sugar transporter N3-like
Exons: 6
Coding region: 105-1001 (298 amino acids)
Biological process (GO): carbohydrate transport
Cellular component (GO): membrane
Molecular function (GO): sugar transmembrane transporter activity
Source: RefSeq, a predicted model, not a curated record